Danio rerio (zebrafish) is the source of this 839-nucleotide messenger RNA. Lineage: Eukaryota; Metazoa; Chordata; Actinopteri; Cypriniformes; Danionidae. The record is from RefSeq and is a predicted model, not a curated record.
GGACGGCUAUCCAGAAUCACUUCCAAUGGAGGUUGCUCUUUUAGUUCUUGCAAACCAAGAGCCCGCAAUACAGGAAAUAAUUAAGCUUUUGGACUGGCGCGUGGAUGAGGACGAAUACAUCAUGGUCCUAGAGCGGCCCAUGCCCUCUGAAGAGCUGCUCUCCUUUCUCCUGCGCCAAGAGUCGAUCAUCGAUGAGGAUGGGGCACGGUUGAUCAUGUGGCAGGUAAUAUUUGCAGCUCAAACGUGCUGCAGACGCAAAGUCUUUCAUCGCGAUAUCAAGAUGGAGAACAUCCUGAUCAACCCGGACACCCUCGAAAUCAAAUUGAUCGACUUUGGAUGCGGGGAAAUCCUCACCGAUGCUCCUUACACAAGUUUUGCUGGCACAGAUGACUAUGUCCCACCUGAGUAUCGGAUAACUGGCGAGUACCACGGUAAAACAACGACAGUGUGGUCUCUUGGGCUACUCCUUUAUGUGAUGAUGUGUGGAGAUUUUCCAAAUCGACACGACCUGCAAAUGAUCAGACGUAACAUCUGGACCAAAGAUCACUUGACAAAAGAAUGCUGUGAUUUGAUCCGCUGCUGUCUCCAGAUCGAGCCAGAGCAGCGAAUUGAACUUGAGAAACUGAGUCUCCAUGACUGGUUUACGCCUGAAGACGUGGAAAGACCUGCACCCGAGAACCGCAUCGUCCAUCAGCAGUCAGAGGAUCCCUCAUUUUUUAAUAUUCCCUUCUUUUUACUUGUUAGUUUUUUCUUUAGACAUUAUUGUAUAUUUUAGUAUGACUGAUGAUAGUAGUUAAAAAAAACAUAAACACUAAAAAAAGGAAGUUGUAGCCAGCCAU